AUGCUCUUCUUUUACCUGCCGGGAGACAAGAUUUCUUUCCCACUGAAGCCAAAGGCUCAAAUUCAGCCUCUUUGUCUGGGUAAUGGAGAUGCAUUUAAACCUUUUUCUCUCUCUCUUAUUCCUACUUUUUUCAGUCUUUUUCUACUCCCAUUUGCUUUAUUCUACUCUUUCCUUGCUCCUCUUCCUUUCUUUUUGCACUCUCUAACAACUUCUCUUUCCUCACUUUUCACUCUCUUCUUUCCUUUUUUGUUCUCUUUUACCCUCACUCCUACCUUUCCUUUCUUUCCAAUAUUUUCUCAUUUUCCUUUCUCUCCUUUUCACCUCUUUCAUUCCUUCACAUUUUCUUCCCAUUUUCCCUACUCUCUUUUCCUCUCACUCUGUUUCAGCUUUUCCCUCUUUUUCAGCUUCCCUCCAUUGAUAUCAUCUCUUUAUAUUGAAGUGGAUCCUCUCUUCUACUAUGUCAGUUGCACUCAUUCCAAACUCUUUAUUGUCUGUGACAUUGCCAGAUGUACAUGUGUCAAUCACUUUCUAGUUCAAUAG
Molecule: messenger RNA, 540 nt
Organism: Acanthosepion pharaonis
Lineage: Eukaryota; Metazoa; Mollusca; Cephalopoda; Sepiida; Sepiidae
Source: the annotation of a GenBank genome assembly